GUACUCAGACUUUGAGUUCCAUCAUACUGUCAAAUGGAAUUGGAAAACAUGGUUUCGCGUACCGGCCGGAAUAUGCAGCGGUACGACAAUGGUCGCCGGCAAGUCGUCGGGUGUAUACCGUACAGGUACAAGGAUACGAUUGGGACGUUGCCUUCUGAUGAAGAAUCAUCUUAUGAAGUUCUGGUCAUCAGUCCCCAGAGAAAAGGGAAAGGGAUGUUGUUUCCUAAGGGAGGAUGGGAAAUAGACGAAACAAUGGAAACUGCGGCACUGCGGGAGACCAUAGAAGAAGCAGGAGUCGUAGGUGACCUCGAGGGUAAACUGGGAACGUGGAACUUUGGGAGCAAGAGAAGUGGCAUUGCUUGUGAAGGGCACAUGUUCCCGUUGCUCGUCAAAGAGGAGCUCGACUGUUGGCCCGAGAAGAAUAUCCGACAAAGGCUCUGGAUAAGUAUCGGCGAAGCAAGAGAAGUUUGUGAGAAGGGAUGGAUGGUGGAAGCCGUGGAAUUACUAGCGAUCCGGCUGACAAGUCAAAACAGAAUGUUUUCAGACACGGACUGUAGUAGUAGCAGUAGUAGUAGUAGCAGUAACCAAGCGAUGGUUAUGCCGUUGAGGUGUGGAGGACAAAUGCUACCUCCUCCGAUAUCGGCUUCUGCGGAGGAAGCAUAGUCUGAUAUUUUGAUGGACAUGUCCAUGUCCAAGUAGCAGAGCUACCAAAUUGUUGUUUAAGAAUUAAGAAACAUUUAAUUUUUAG
Cuscuta campestris is the source of this 748-nucleotide messenger RNA. NCBI's taxonomy places the organism in Eukaryota, Viridiplantae, Streptophyta, Magnoliopsida, Solanales, Convolvulaceae. The record is from the annotation of a GenBank genome assembly.